Mycena citricolor is the source of this 1607-nucleotide messenger RNA. NCBI's taxonomy places the organism in Eukaryota, Fungi, Basidiomycota, Agaricomycetes, Agaricales, Mycenaceae. The record is from the annotation of a GenBank genome assembly.
CCCAUUUCUGCUUCAACACCCACUUCCACACUUGCGCACCCACAAAACCAAUCAGUAUUCCGGAUUGAAGCUCCCUGCUGUAGACAAUUUGCCGGCCGGCAACGGUUUCUGUCGCUACUUCAUUCCCGACGAUCAUGAUCACACGCUCGUCGCGCUCAAAAUUCGAAGUACAACCGUAACCAUGUGUUCCUGAACUCGGGGCCGAAGGGGGACGAACUGGAGCUCAAAGUCGCUCCUGGCAAACCCCUCAGCUGUGUCUCUUCAAAAAAAGCACCUCCGCAGUCAUCCAUCACCAUUGGUCAAUAGCAAACGACUUCUUCCCCGCGGGCCGUUGCAAUGAAAAUCCUCGGAUACUUACAUAGAUGCACCUCGAGACUGCAGCAUAUGAUCACACCGGAGGCUUUAUCCGUCGUUGUGACCUCAGAGUUUAUCCACCGAGCAGCCGGGCUGAGCGACCUAUUUAAAAGUCGUGGUGGAUCGGCGGUGCGCAACCAUACGACCGCCCUCCUCAUUCAUCUCCUUCCCUAGUUGAAAUGUUCUCCGCUCUCCUCGCCCUGCUUUUCACCGCCUUGGUGGCGAACGUCAGUGCCGUCCCUGUGAACGGGACGACCGUCGAGGCGCGUUCCGGCACGGCACCCAGCGAGGGCACGAGCAACGGGUUCUUCUAUUCGUUCUGGACCGACGGAGGUGCCGCCGUAACCUACACCAACGGCGCCGCCGGCCAAUACAGCGUGACCUGGAGUGGGAACGGGAACUUUGUCGGUGGCAAGGGAUGGAACCCCGGCUCUGCUAGGGCAAUCAAGUACAGCGCGACGUACAAGCCCAACGGGAACAGCUACCUCUCAGUCUACGGAUGGACGACGAACCCGCUCAUUGAGUACUACAUCACAGAGAACUUCGGAACAUACAACCCCUCGACCGGCCUGUCCCAGGUCGGCACGGUCACUUCUGACGGCUCCAGCUACAAGAUCUACCGGACCCAGCGCGUCAAUGCGCCGUCCAUCUCCGGCACCGCGACCUUCGACCAGUUCUGGUCCGUUCGCGACAGCCACCGCUCGGCUGGAACGGUCACCACGGCGAAUCACUUCAACGCAUGGGCGUCUCACGGCAUGCACCUCGGCAGCAACUUCAACUACCAGAUCGUAGCAACCGAGGGUUACUUCAGCAAGGGCUCCUCGACUGUGACUGUGUCGUAAACAUCGGUCGUCGAAGGAUGUACUUAUUAGUCACUCAUUUAUAAACAAACCCGCAAUUGAUCCUAUGCAUUCGUGGAUUUCAUCUGGAGAUGACUUGUUCUCUAACUUGAAGUUGCAACAAACUCAAGCUGCAUCGCGCGAGCAUCCUCAUCACGUGCGGAUCUUCCGGACAUACAGCCACAACGGGUUUGCACGCUUGACUUGCUCUUGGCACUCGGAGAUCGGAGCACACUCGCGAAUCCGUCAGGGUAGUGUGCUCUUGAACUGUUAAGCCAGCCGUGGAGGAACCCAUCUGGGGCAAGAAUUCGAAAUGUCCGCUCCGUCCUCCUCGAUCACUUUCAAUGAAACUCUUCGGACCCAGAAACCUCCUGAAGCACGAGUGCGAUGACAUCCUCACCCCUGGGCCGGAAU